AUGCAGUCACUUAUCCAAGUUGUAAAUAAGCUACAAGAUGUUUUUGCAGUAGUUGGUGAACAGCAGAUCGCCGAUUUACCACAAAUUGUGGUAGUGGGAACACAGAGUUCCGGUAAAAGCUCUGUGCUAGAAAGCAUAGUGGGAAAAUCAUUUUUACCUCGAGGAACUGGUAUAGUUACCAGAGCGCCAUUAGUCAUACAAAUGAUUAGGUACACCGAAGAAACGAAACGAUCCAUGUUGAUGUCUCAUAACAUCGAAGACAAUGAAAGCAUAACAGAAUGGGCAGAGUUUUUACAUAAGCCAAAUAAUUUUUUUUUCGAUUUCGAUUCGGUACGCAAUGAAAUUGAAAGUAGAACAAACAUUCUUGCAGGAAAUAAUAAAGGCAUCACUAACAGUCAAAUAUUAUUGAAAAUUCACACUAAUCGCUAUGAUCUGACUUUUGUAGAUUUGCCAGGUAUAACAAAAGUGCCAGUUGGCGAUCAACCUGAUGAUAUAGAUGAACAAAUACAGAAAUUGAUUAUGUCUUAUGUAAAUAAGGCAAAUUCUAUUAUUUUAGCAGUGGUGACUGCGAAUACUGAUCCUUCAACGAGUGAAAGCCUGCAAAUAGCAAAAAAAAUAGACCCAGAUGGCGUCAGAACAAUAGCUGUAGUUACAAAAUUGGAUCUGAUUGAUGAAGGUACACUUCAAGAUACAAAAGAUUUACUGUGUGGUCGCAGGAUUCCAGUGAAACUAGGUAUCAUAGGAGUUGUGAAUAGAAGUCAAAAAGACAUUGUUGAAAAUAAAUCAAUGGAUGCCACGCUAACGUCAGAAACAGAAUUUCUAAAAACUAACUAUCCAGAUAUUUGUACAAAACAUGGCAACAAAGCAUUAGCUCGAACAUUGCAGAUGAUUUUGAUUACGCACAUUAAAAAAGUUUAUCCAAAACUUAAAGUUGAGCUCGAAGAUAUGAAAAAUAAAUUAGGGAGGAAAUUAUUGUUAUUGCAUACUCCUGAGAACAAAGUAUCGUUUGUAAUAGGACUUUUAAAAGAUAUCAGCAAAUCUUAUGAAGACACUGUGAAUGGAAAUCAAAAUGAUGUUUCGGUCGACGAAAUUAUUGGCGGUGCAAGUGUCGCUCGAAUAAUCCAACAAAAAUAUUUAAAAACAAUAAAUGCCAUAGACCCGUUACAGGAUUUAACUAACGAAAAUAUAGCAACGGUACUAUUAAAUACAUCAGGAACUAACCAAAGCACUUUUGUCAAUGAAAAGGCGUUACAAAAAAUUUUAAGCCGCCAAUUAAAGAACUUGGUCGAGCCAUCAUUGGAUUGCGUAGAAUUGGUGCGCAGUGAGAUGUUAAACAUAUUGAAUUCCAUUGAUGACAGAUUGUUGGAAACACUUAGGCGAUACCCACAAUUGAAUGAAGAUGUGCGAAAUGUUUUUGAGAAGUUGCUGGAAGAAAAUGUGAAAAAUAUCAAAGAUUUUAUUGCUUCAUACAUAGAAUCAUAUCAGGAAUGUUUAGAUACAGCCAAUCCAGAUUUUAUAUUGGAAAUAGUAAAAUCAAGUAGUACGAUUCAAGAAGAAAUUCUAGCUGCUGCAAAUAUAAAUAAUUACAAAGAUGACAGUGACUCUUCUUCUGAUGGGAAUUGGAAAGAUAUGACCCAGCACAAAAAGGUUGAACUUAAUAGAAUACAAAUGUUAAAUCAGUUAUUAACAGGUCUUAAUAACAAUGACGAUUCAUUAGAAUCGUCUGAACAAGUUAAAUUACAUAGAGAUUUAAGUCAAUGUUAUUUUGAGUACAUCAGGAAAAUUGUGCGUGACUUUGUGCCUAAAAGAAUUAAACACAAAAUGAUUAAUUCGUUUUUAAAAGUCCUUGAUAAGCGUUUAAAUGAAGAAAUAUUCCAAACCUAUUUAAUUGAAAAGAAAAUUGAUGAAGUGCUUUUAGAAGAUGAAAGUUUUCAAAAGGAUAGAAAAGAUCUUGAUAUAAAGUUGGAUACAGUUAUGAAAGCGCUGAAAAAUAUGAUUGAUAUUCAAUAUUUAUAA
Macrosiphum euphorbiae (potato aphid) is the source of this 2016-nucleotide messenger RNA. The record is from the annotation of a GenBank genome assembly. NCBI's taxonomy places the organism in Eukaryota, Metazoa, Arthropoda, Insecta, Hemiptera, Aphididae.